This is a messenger RNA of Anolis carolinensis (green anole), 23915 nucleotides long. RefSeq names its product tenascin R (gene tnr). Bases 17349 to 21419 code for a protein of 1356 amino acids. Gene Ontology annotation, molecular function: protein binding. The record is from RefSeq and is a predicted model, not a curated record. The transcript is spliced from 25 exons. NCBI's taxonomy places the organism in Eukaryota, Metazoa, Chordata, Lepidosauria, Squamata, Anolidae.
GGCUACUAGGGUUCACCUACUAGGCAAAAUUACCUAGGUCCGCCUCUGCCUAUAAUAUAGCUUUUGCCUUCUGUGAGGCUUAAUGGGAUUUUUGAUGAAAAGAGUCUAGAAUUUCAGUGGCUACUAUUAAAUAGUAAAAAGCUGGUAAUCUGAAAACCCAAAGGCUUGUGCACCUUUUAAGCUAUUAUAGUGUUAUUUUAUAAGCUACUCUUUAUUGCUAUAUUAUUUGAUAUUAAAACAUUGAGGAGGUCUAGACCACCAACAUCUAAAGAGCUUGGUGUUUUCUGCCAUUGCUCCAGGGCAGGACAACUGGCCUUUUUGCCAGGGAAAGACAUCCCUGCUGCUCUCCCAUCUGCCCACAUUUGCUGCUGACCUUCUUCAGGGAGUUUUUCACUAGUGGAUGCAUUUGUUGAAGGACUUUAUUGGAUGAGAUGAUUACUUCUUCCCCCCAAAUUGUUCCUUUCUCCACCCAAAACAAAAGCAGAUGGAAGAAUGGGGUAAUGAAUGUUGUGUUUUUUUGGGCAGAAGAGGGAAAUUAAACAAACAUCUAAAACUUGACUAGCCUGGCAAAAUGAAGUUGCCACCUGAAGAUAUCCAAUUAUGCAUGCCAUAGAAAGCAAAUAUUUUUUUUAUUUGUGAUUAUCGCAUUUUUAUUUUCAGAGCUGUAAUUGCUGCUUGUGGCUUUUCUGCAUGAUCUUCCCAAAUAACAAUGUACUAUGCUGACUGUGAGUGGAGAGGGACCCUUUGUUCAUCUUCAGGCAGAAGACUAUCUUAUGGCUUGUCUACACAGACUAAAAAAAUCGUAGUCACCUCAUAGGUGCUGAGAUAGUGACAAAUGAUGUCCAUGACAGUUCUUUGGGCUUUAACCCAGUUCAAAAAUCCUUGCUUUUUAUCCUGUUGUGUUACAAAAAAACCCAGAUUUUUUGACACUUGCCAACCGAAGGGCAUUGCAGAGUUGGGAGUGAGAUUCGUGAUGAACAGAACAAGUUGGUGGGAGAUUAUCAUUCCUGCUUUGUUGUUUAUUCAUUCAGUCGUUUCCGACUCUUCAUGACCUCAUGGACCAGCUCAGGCCAGAGCUUUCUCUUGGGUGUCGCCACCCCCAGCUCCUUCAAGGUCAAGCCAGUCAUUUCAAGGAUAACAUCCAUCCAUCUUGCCCUCGGUCGGCCCCUCUUCCUUUUUUCUUCCAUUUUCCCCAGCAUCGUUCUCUUCUCCAAACUUUCCUGUUUUCUUGUUAUGUGGCCAAAGUACUUCAUCUUUGCCUCUAAUAUCCUUCCCUCCAGUGAGCAGCGGGGCUUUAUUUCCUGGAGUAUGAACUGGUUGGAUCUUCUUGUGGCCCAAGGCAAUCUCAGAAUUUUCCUCCAACACCACAGUUCAAAUGCAUCUUCCUUCGCUCAGCCUUCUAUAUGGUCCAGUUCUCUCAUCCAUAGGUUAUUAUGGGGAAUACCAUUGCUUCAUUCCUGCUAGGAAGUGUUUUUUUUCCCUGGGUUGAUUUUUUUAAGAUUAUAACUUAAUUGCUUUUUUCCUUUAAGUAAGAAGAAACAAGACUAUUCUUGAGAAAUACUGGAUGAAAUAUUCCCAAUAUCAUUCCUUGGAGGAAUGAAUGUGGGAGGGGCUGGGACAGGACUCACUCCAACCUCCAAAAUUGCUUGCCAUGGAAUUUAUCUUCCCAUCUUUAUUAACUGAAAUCUACCCUAUAAGUGCCUUAAGUAGGUUGUGGAGUAAGAUGAAGAACCUUCAUCAUCCCCACUUCCAUCUUCUUUAUUAUCACUACUGUUGCAAACAUUAAUGUUCCCAGAAUUCUUUGAGGAAAGCCAUCACCAAUUAGUUGAGAUCUACAACUAAUUACACCCAUUAAAAGUGUUGUAGAAAUGAACCAUGAUGUUAAUAUUCACUUAAAACCUUGCCCUGGGAAGGCUCCAAGGUGUGCUUUGUGUAGUUUUGCUCAUAUCCUUUAAGACUAGCAAAAUGCUUCAAAAAGUAGAGAAGAAACAGUCAUGGAAAAUGUAAUCAUUUUUCAACAUAGUCAUAAUCAAGGCUGAGUAGUGCUGUGCUAAAUAUUCAUCAACUUUUUUUUUCACCAAGAGAUACUAUUUUGGGAAAGGAGAGCAUCCAACAAACAAGGGCAUUCUACUUAUUUUUGAAAAUGGUUUUUCGUUCUAACAUCUUUGACUCGUCAUCCAACACAACAUUUCCCCUAAUGGCUUCUUCACCCUGCUACAGGAGAUCACAUGUCCUCUUAAUUCAAGAUCUGUCUCUCCAAAAAUUACACAUGAUUUACAGAACUAAUAAAGCAAGAUGUAAGAGACAUCAAUAUGCAUGGUUAUAGUCUGGAAUGUUCAUCUGGUGGUGUAUUAUGUCAUUGCAUUGAUAAGCAGCAAAUAUCAGUUAUUGAGGACUGCUCGAACUAAAAGCAAGUGGUGGCUCCUAUAUCAGUAGGGCAAGGGGUUUGUGCUUUGGAUUUUAGUCUGAAUUUUGAAGAACAGCUUUGAUGCCAAACCUCGAGAAUAGAGUUCAGCACCUUGGAUGUCUCUUUUAAAGUUCAGACCAAACUCAUCACCCCACUGACAUGGGAGCUACCGGCCUGUAAUGCAGUGGUUUCCAGUCAGUGGUCCGUGGACCACCAGUGAUCAGCAAAAACUGAAAUAUGGUCCAUGAAACAAUUUAAAUUUUAAACCUUUAUUCAUUUGAAUAAAUCCAUUGAUACAUUGGUGGUGCCAGUGAAUAGGACAUUGGGCGAGCACAGGAGGCCGGGAGGAGGGCAAGCAAUCAAUGUCAUGUGUCAUGUACUCAUGCCACCCAGUGUCAGUCAGUCACAUGCAUUCUUUUGUCUUGCUUGGCCAUGUCAGUGAUUCUGCUUUGCUGUUUAGUGAUUUAAUGGCUCCAGUAGUCCUCAAUAUUCAUAUUAAUUGUUGGAGAGGUUGCAGAAGAAAUCCAGGAAGAGCUCAUUGAAUUUCAAAAUGAUAGAAACUGCAAGGACGUGUUUGCAUCUGAUUCUCUUGAGGAAUUUUGUUGUAAAAAAGCAAAAUUUUAUACUAAAAUUUGAGGAAUCACCUUGCGCUAUCUUAUUCUCUUCUCCACUAUUUAUGCCAACAAGGGUUUUCUGCUUGCUGGUAAUUAAAAACAAGUCCAGGAAUUGAUUGAAAGUAAGUGAAGAUAUAUGGGUGUAGCUUUGAGCAAUAAUAUUAGCUCCAGGAUUACCCAACUUGUAAAGAAGAUGCAAGCUCAAAAGUCACAUUGAUACAAACUGAAUUUAAUUUUCUAUUAAAAAUGUUAUUUUUAUAUUAUAAUAGUGCUCUUAAUUCAUGUAACUAUUAAUUUUAACAAAUAUGUUAAAAGUUUGAUGAUGAUGAUGAUGAUGAUGAUGAUGAUGAUGAUGAUAAUAAUAAAAAACUUUAUUUCUAUUCUGCCCUAUCUCCCUGAAGGGACUCAGGGCAGAUUCCAACAAAUAACGGCAUACAUAAAAUUAAAGUUUAUUUUUAGAUUAACACAGUUUAUUAUUCUUGAACCUUGUGAUCCCUGCUAACAAAAAAAAAAAAAUCAAAGCUGUCCCUGGUCAAAAAAGGUUGGGAACCACUGUUGUAAUGUUUUAUGCUGGCAUUUUACAUCCUUACAUUGUAAUGACAGUGCUGGCCAAAGACAAUGAAAGAUUGGCGAAUGAAAAUAGGUGAGCAUUUUAAAUGUCCUGCUAAACCAAUCCUGAAAACAAAGGUUAUCUUGGGGCAGUGAUGGAAAGGAAUUUGGCAGUAUUUUCCUGCUCCGCAGCCAGCACUUCCAGCUCUGCUCCAAGUGCAGUCAACCUGGAAAAAUUCAUAGAAUCCUCUUCUUCCAAUUGACUGACAUAGUUUCUGCUAGUGGGAUUUUUUGUGUGUGGCUUUCUUGGACAGUUCAUCUUCAAAAGCUCCAAGAUGACAAAGGUUGGCGUUAAAAGACUGAAGAAGCUGUGUUUAAUGAGAACAAGGAGAGGAAAAGCCCCCUAAAUGCUUGUUCUGCGCAGCUUGACUGCAGAGCUGUCACAAGCUUUAUUUAAGGAAAUUGUCUCUUCUGUUUAUUCAACUCAUUUUCAUCUGAAAAGAAUCUGCAUCUCUGAGCUGCUUCCCCUAAAGCCAGGAAAUCCACUCUGCCAGAUCUUCCUUCUAUUGAUUUGCGUGUCAGCAGUUCAAAUGGGGUAUUUAUACUGUGGCUGAACACCUAAUAAAAAUUUAAAUGAUAGCUUUGCGAAAAAAAGGGGGUGGAUAAGAGAUAGAGGCGAUGGCUGAGCAUUGGCAGGGGGGACUGGUAAAACAGUGAUAGUCUACAAAAGACGUGAACACACACAUACAGAAAAAAUAAUAUUUUGUAAAGUUUAGAAGAAAAAUGGGCCCAACAUAGACAAUGACAUACCCCGGGCAAUUUCUCCUCCUCUCCUUUAUAACCUGUAUCUUGACAUCAUUGUGCUAUAUCUUUCCAUGUUUCUGCUCUACUUUAUUGUCUGACUGUCAUUGGUAGAGAUAUAUGGUCAUUCUAAAGUCAUUAGAAUACAACUUAAAGUGUACAAUAGACAUUAUGGCAGGAAAGGAGGUUACACAACAUGAAAACUGCCAUAUUUGGACAGCAGUCUUAAGUUCUCACUCUGCCAGGAAAUAGUAUCCAGCUCUCUUCAUGGCAAAUAUAGAAAAUGACCUCCUAACAAGUGAAACCUUUGAGAUAUCCAGCUUUAGUAUCAUGUACAGUAGAGUCUCGCUUAUCCAACAUAAACGGGCCGGCAGAAUGUUGGAUAAGCGAAUAUGUUGGAUAAUAAGGAGAGAUUAAGGAGAAGCCUAUUAAACAUCAAAUUAGGUUAUGAUUUUACAAAUUAAGCACCAAAACAUCAUGUUAUACAACAAAUUUGACAGAAAAAGUAGUACAAUAUGCAGUCGUGCUAUUUAGUAAUUACUGUAUUUACACAUUUAGCACUAAAAUAUCAUAAUAUAUUGAAAACAUUGACUACAAAAAUGCGUUGGAUAAUCCAGAAUGUUGGAUAAGCGAGUGUUGGAUAAGUGAGACUCUACUGUACUUUGUUUGGCAUUUACUCCCCCGAGUUUUAAACAAAGAUAUUUUCCAAACUGGAGAUAUUGUGGAUUGAACCUGGAACUUUUAACAUGUAAAACAUGCACUUUAUGCUCCUAGGCUAUUUUCCAUCUCCAAAGGUGGAACAGACACUAUAUACUACUACUUAUCAUUUUGUUUAACACAUCUUGGCAUUUGUAGUUUUGCUGUAGUUGUAUUGACCAUGGAUUUGAGGGUGGAAGUAGAAAUGUGUUACUCAUAGUAUAGAGUUAGAAAGGGCUUCAUCAUACUGCAUUGAGUCCAAGCUCCAGAGCUCAAUACAGGAACACCAGCUAGCAUCCCAGCAGGUAACUUUUCUCACUCUUUUUGAAGGCAAGCUGAGAAAAAAUUCUCUCCACCUCUUUAAGUAAUUAGUUCCAUUGCCAAACCGCUCUUAUUGUGAAGAGAUUCUUUCUAAGGUUCGGUGAAAAUCUAGCCUUCUGCAACUUCAAACCAUUAGCAGACAACAAGCCGACCGCCUCCUCUUUGUGACAGCACUUCAAAUAUUUAAAGGGUGCAAUAAUGACUUACCUUAACCAGGCUGAAAAGCCUCAAUUACCUCAAUGUUUUGUUCUACAUAUACCUUACCAUCCUUGUUGCCCUUCUCUGAGAUCACUGCAAUUUAUCUAUAUCCUUCUUAAAAUGAAGCACCAAGAACUGAAAGAACAGUAUGGUUUAGAUAAGGUUUUACCAGCACAGAAUAUAGUGGAACUUUUAUCUCCCUCAAAUCAGAAACUAUGCUUCAAAAUGCAGUCUAAAAUAGUAUUUGCCUUCCUUUGUUGCAAGAUCACACUGCUGAGUCCUGUUCCAUUUUGGAUUAACUAGAAUCCUAAAGUCUUUCCUCCACAUAGUACUGUUAAUCUGAGUACCACUACCCCAAUCCUAUACAUGUGCAUUUAGUUUUUGUGGCCUAAAUGUAGGCUACAAAACUACUUCUUCCCAUUUUGAUUAUCACUACCCUGUUUCCCCUAAAAUAAGACAUCCUCAGAAAAUAAGACCUAGUAGAGGUUUUGAUGAAUUGCUAAAUAUAAGGCCUCCCCUGAAAGUAAGACCUAGCAAAGUUUUUGUUUGGAAGCAUGCCCAACGAACAGAACACCAGAGAUUGCAGGAUCGGUAAAUGUAUGUACCAUAGAUAGUUGUACAUGGAAAUAGUAGUAGUAACAAGAAAUUCUUGAUAGGAUUUCACAGUUUGUCUGGUUAUGCUGGUUUGUGAUGACAACUACUGUACAGUAUAUAAUAAAUGUUCAUUUUUUGUUCAACAAUAAAUGUGAAUUUUUCUUCAUGGAAAAAUAAGACAUCCCCUGAAAAUAAGACCUAGAGCAUCUUUGGGAGCAAAAAUUAAUAUAAGACACUGUCUUAUUUUAAGGGAAACACGGUAUGUAACAAAAUUUAAAAUAAAAUUCUGUUCCUGGUAUGAAAAUGUUAUUUUCCGUUUAAUUGUGCUUUGUACUUUGAAAGUAGUUGUUAUACUGCAGAAACUUCAUUUUUGUGGCUGCUACAAACUAUGUUGAAUUGGUUGAGACUCAAUGAGAUAUUCAUUAAAAAAACUAAAGCAAAAUGUGCUGCGGGAUGUCCCACAAAAAACAAGGUUUUUGCAGUUUAAAAUACUUUUUCCAUGUUUUUAUGACAGAACCAAUGAUGACAUUAUUUUUAUAAUACAGGUACAAAAAACUUGCGACAUCAUGUUAUGGGUCAGUUACAGCUUGGUUUCCAGUAGACUUGUGCUUUCAGGGUAAACCUUGCCCCAUUUCAUGUCUCGGCUUUUGUUGGGAGCCUCCCGAAAUCAGGAAGGUAGAUAUUUUUGGUUUGGGGCUCCGAAAAUCAGACUUAUGGGUAGGACUUCCUGCCCACUGACUUGCCUUCCUGGGGCACGUUUUAAGGAGGCUUCUGUUCUUACCUGACAAAUGCCUUUUCUACUGUAUAGUAAGGUGCUCGGCUACAGGCACUGGCAGGCUCAUACACUUUCCAGGCCUGCCUGCACACCACACCACACACGCACUCUCCUUGAAAAGAGAGUGCGUGUGUGGUGUGAUGUGCAGGUAAGCCUUGAAAGCACUCAUGCCUGCCAGUGCCUGCAGCCAAGCACCUUUUACUCUAGUCUAGAUUAAGAGGUGCUCAGCUGCAGGCAUGCUUUGGGCCUGCCUGCACACCCUGUCACACAUACACUUUAUUUCCAUGGCAAGGAGGCAAGUUCAGCUGCAAACGAAAGCAGGCUUUCAUGUCAAGAAGAUUUUUGUGCAGGGAGGGGGCUUCCCAUUUCCUGCUCCCGAAGAAAUGGAAUACAUGAAAGAAAUGGUAGGAACGGUAGGAACAAAUUCUGCGCACAUGUCUAGUUUCCACUUGAAGUUUAUAAAUCUUUCCUCAGAAUAUAGGAGAAGUCUAUGAGCCAUCCAUGGCCAUUUCCUUCAGCUAACAGAAUGGAAGAAAUGCCUGGCUAUUCAUCAACAGGUUUCAACAUAGCCUCAGCUAACUUCCUGCUAACUUCUGGCAUUUUACUGCUCCCUCUUCAUUUCAGUUGGUUUCUUUUUCAGGAUUGUCAUAUUUGUUGACUGAGGAAAAUCCUGCUCAGAGAUGAGAAAGGAAGCAUUUUCUUUAAAAGGAGAUGUUGAUAGCAUAGCAUAUUGUUAGAAAGUCCAGUAUGCUAAACCAUGAAUCUUACAGUGCAAGCAGUCACAGCAUUGUUCAGAGAGGAUCAUACUUCGAAAAGUCCAUGAAGGCCAUCCUGUCUCACCUCCACACAUAAAGCACUCCCAACAGAUGAUCAUACACUCUCUGUUUAAAAACCUCCAAAGAAGGAGACCCAUCUUAUUUUGGGGAAACAUAUUCCACUGUCAAACAGCUCUAACCAUCAGGAUGUUCUUUCUAAUAUUUAGGUGGAAUCUUUUUUUCAUGCAAUUUGAAACUAUGGCUCUGUGUCCUAGUCUUUAAAGCAGCAGAAAUCAAGCUUGCCCCCUCCUUAAUUUGAUGUCCUUUCAGAUAUUUAAACAUGGCUUUCAGAUUUCUUUUCUCCAUGCUAAACAUAUCUGGUUCCCUCAGUCAUUCCUUGUAAGUCUUGGCCUCUAGAUACUUGAAAAUUUGGUUGCCCUUCUCUGAACACAUUUCAACUUGUCAAUAUUCUUUUUGAAGUGUGGUGUCCAGAACUAGACAUAGUAUUCCAAGUGAAGUCUGAUGAAAGCAGGACACAGUGGGCUUUUUUUUAGCUGCUGAAUCACACUGUUAACUCAUAUUCAGCUUCUGGUCUCCCAAGACUCCUAAAUUCCUUCCACAUGUACUAUUUUCAAGCCAGAACUGUGUGAGUCCCUUGAAAAAAGCAGGCGAGAAGGGCAAUAGAUGAAUGGAUCAGUGUUGCUAGUUUCAAGACAACUGUAUUUCCAUUUCCAAUUUCUUCAUAGUGCCUUCAACCAAAAUGUAGCCUGGUGUAGUCACUGUCUAGCUUGGUGGUUUUGCUCAUCCCAGACUCUAAGAGACAGUUCUUCAUAAAAGAUGAUCAUGUACACUUGGCUAUGAUGGGAAAGUGCUGGUGAGGGCUGAAUUAUGAUAGUUUUACAUAUUUAAUAUAUAACGCAUGUUUUGAUAACCUUGAUUUAAUUAGGGAGCUGAGUAUGCCUGCCUUGCUUGGCACAAGUCUGCCCAUGCGAAGCAGGUGAACAUAGCAUUGAAUGAAACAUACAAAAUAAUCACAGGAUGUCUUAAACCUACACCUGUUGAUAAACUCUACAAGUUAGCUGGCAUUGCCCCCCCCCCCGAUGUGCGACAGGACGUUGCUGCUAACUGUGAGAGAAAUAAGGUUGAUCACUGUGAAAGCCACCCACUGCAUGGCUAUCAGCCUCCUCCCAGUAGACUCAAAUCAAGGAAAAGCUUCAUAAGGACCACCACUCCUCUUGACAUUCCCCCAGCAACAGCGAGGGCAUCCCUCUGGGCAGCUAAGCCAGGAAAUCCUAGUUGGAUGCCCCCCUCCCCCACGAAGGUCUGCCUCCAGGGGCAAACCAAGAAUGGGCAACCUGGAAGCCCCUGAACAGACUCAGAAGUGGAGUGGGCAGAUCAAAAGACAACCUGGAAAAAUGGCCCAGCCUAAAAGAAUCCUCCAUCUUGUGCAACUGUAGAGCAGAGCAGACAACUCCGCAUCUGUACACUUGUCCACAGUGUCCUGCCUCAUGUACAGAGGAAGAAUUGUUUGAGGCUACAGGCAAUGCGAUCACUGUUGCGCCUUUUUGGUCAAAAGAUACUUAGUUACUUGUGCUCCUUUUAUUUUUUAUCCGUUUUAUACUAAUUUAUGCAAUGCUUUUGAUAAUAAAUAAAUAAAUUAGGGAGCAAACUUUUAUUCCAAAAAAAGGGGGGGGGAUACUCUUAUUCUGGAAAUAUAUUUGAUGAUGAAUAUUCAUCAGCACUUCAGGCCUGAGCCUUUGGCAACAGCAAGCUUGAGGUUUAUUUUUCUUGUUUCUUCUUUAAUGACUUCAUCAGAUUCAUUGCAGAAGUAUUCCAUUUUAAAAUACAUUGUUUCAUUUUACAAAUCCUAUCAGACACUUUAUUUUCUCCCAUUCUGUCCCAUAUUCUGAACCAUCACACGAGCGAGUGCAGUCCCUGAUCACUCCACAUUCUUUUCAAUAUACAAAGCCAACAUUACUAUGGACCUCAUUCCAUUUGGGGUGGGGUGGGGGGAAGAAAGUGGGGGAAUUUUAAACCACUUUUCCAUGAUCUGUUUUUCUCAUGCCUCCAAUUCCUACAUUAUACCAGUGUUAUUAUAAACCACUUUGCCACAAACCCCUUCUCCCAGGUUUUCCUUUCCUCCAUUAUACCAAUGUUAUGUUAAACAGCUAGCAAUAGCACAAUUUUGAAAGCCUAGAUUACUAUGAAGGAGAAUGCAGUGAAAGCAAAGUGGUGAUAUCUUACAAUACCGCUAUUCCAUAGGAUUACAUUAAUUAAGGAAUUACUCUUCCAGGUUCAUACAGAAGGACUUUGUAAAAGAAGUGGAGCAUAGGAGACAACCCAUAGGAAUGCCUAUUUCCACGUCACUGAAACAAUUCAACAUGGGUGAAUCUGACAAAUCCCAUCCCACGUGUUUUUAAUCACUUUUUGUAAUUGCAGAUGCACUGGGAGCUCAAAAGACAGGUUCACCCCAUCUCCUUCCUCCCCCUUUUUACUCGUCUACAUUUCAGGUACAAAGGGUAAUGGAUGACAACUAGAAGCCUGUGAAAGGCUCCAUGGCACUUUAUCUUGGAAAUGCCUUGGAAAUUUAUGGAAACAGGGGAGGACUUGCAACGAAUGAGGUCCUAAGACUUCUCAGGCUGCCUUCCUAGGGGGAACUCAUGGCAAAGUUCUCUGCAAUACCAUUUCCAGAUCUUGAGUGGUCUUGAAAUCUCGACCUGAUUUUCUUUCUGGAAAAAAUACUAUUUAUAAAUAGACUUCCAACAUGAUACUUGACAAAGGAUAUAUCCGUAUCUAUCUAUCUGUAAACUUACCAUAUCUUUUCAGACAGCAGACAGAGAGGUGUAAAUGAAGUUUAGUUUCUGUCCCAGGUUAUGCCUCUUUCCCCCACAAAAGCACAGGGCUGUAGCCAAGGGGGGAGGAGUUAGGGGUUCAACCCCCCCCUUGAAAUUUUUCAGGUUUAAAAAAACCUGGUUUCCUUAUGAAUUUUAACUGAUUAACCAAAUCCGCACGAGUGUCCACUGAAAUUUAUCUGUCUUGAGUGUCCACUGAAGUUUACCAAUGGAGCCUGAUUUCUAAAUUAUUUUGUCUUAUGGAACUACUCUUCAUGAUUUGCUUGAAAAAGGUUCACCCCCCCCCCCCCAUUUUUUCUGGCUAUGGCCCUGCAAAAGUGUAAUGUUUUGUUCUUGGUCCAUGCACCACAGCUGGCUGAGUUUCCAAGAACACGGAAAGACUGAUAAAACAGUAUGAUGGUGAGAAGAGCAGUUGGAAACAAAAUGCAUGACAUAACAGCUGGAUGAAGCAUGCUGGCUAGAAACAUAAAAUUAAAAAUAGUACUGCACAAAUUAAAAAAGGAAGUUGUAUGCUUAGGGCAAGAGCAUUGGUGUAAGGGCACCUGGCUUGGAAAACAAUUUAGACAUUUAGAGAUGUGAUUUCUUCUCUACAGCAUGUUCUCUACACUAAACCCCUGUGAAUUGGGUGGAUCCAUGUUUAGGCAUUUUCCCUUUGAUUGGUUAAAUUGUGUUUUGGCAGAAGAGAACUGACAUAUCACUACUCUUUAUCUCAAUCUAGUACUGGGAGAGUCUGACAGCACUGGGUUAAAAAGCUGGAAUGUUUCCUUCAAUUACAGUAGAGUCUCACUUAUCCAAGCUAAACGGGCCAGCAGAAGCUUGGAUAAGCAAAUAUCUUGGAUAAUAAGGAGGGAUUAAGGAAAAGCCUAUUAAACAUCAAAUUAGGUUAUGAUUUUACAAAUUAAGCACCAACACAUCAUGUUAUACAACAAAUUUGACAGAAAAAGUAGUUCAAUACGCAGUAAUGUUAUGUUAUAAUUACUGUAUUUACGAAUUUAGCACCAAAAUAUCACGUUAUAUUGAAAACAUUGACUACAAAAAUGGCUUGGAUAAUCCAGAAGCUUGGAUAAGCGAGGCUUGUUUUUGACAACUAUUCAUGUUUGGUAAAUCUAGCUUGCAUGAAAGAUUGUGAUGUUUUACAUCACACUGAGACAAAUGUGGGUCAGCCGGUGAGUAUACAAUAAACAGAAACCUGAGAGCAAUCAAUAUAUUCUGACAAGUGUGGCCAUAGGUUUUACACAGAAAGCAUUUAGAGUUGGUAGAUCAUUCAGUAACAAUGGAAGCAAUGCGGAGAGGAACUAUGUAAAAUCUGAACAAUCUUCAAAGGCUAGAUCUAACAUCUCAAAGAAUGAGUACACUGUGCAUGCAAUCCUUAAUUAGUAGUAGUAGUAGUAGUGUUAUUUAUAUCCCAUUUUAUCUUUCCAAAUGCAUUCCUGGCUACUGCCAAAAUGUGAGUUGAAUCCAGAAAUACACCCAAACUGCAUACAUGCAUCAUCAAGAGGACUGUAACCCCAACAAAGACUGAAUCCCUAUUUCUUGAUCUGCUUUUUGACCAAUCAGGAGCACCUCUGUCUUGUUUGGAUUUCAAUGUGUUUACCCUCAUCCAGUCCAUUAUUAGUGACAGACAUUGGUUUUGGACCAGGGUUUAGCUGGAAAGGAAUAAGAGUUUAAUGGCAUCUAUAUAUUCAUGGCUAAGAUUGUUCAACUGAGGCUAUCAUAGUAUGAGACAAUAUGCACAUUAAAUAGCAAUAUGCUUUGUAAUGUGAGAGGCACUGGGAAAAGAGAAAGACCACACAAUAAAUAGAUUCAACCAAUCAAGGAGGCAACGGUCCUGAAUUUACAAGACUUGAACAAGGAAGUUGAUGAUGGCGGUUCUUAGAGAUCCCUUAUUCAUAGGUUUGCCCACUUGGCAUAAGUUGAAGAUGAUUAAAUUGUAGGGGCAAACAAUUCUUAGGUUACAAUUAGGUUAAUUUACUUUCAUUCUGUUAUAAAGUUGGCCUGGGUACCUUGAGCCAGUUGGUAUUUUUGACUUAGCCAACCUCACAGACUUUGUGCUGUAGAAAUAGGGUGAUUCAGAAUGUCUUGAGGAUAAAGUUUCAAAUGAAGCCAGGACUUUUUUGUUGUUAGAAAAGCAAAUUUAGAAGACAUAUGAGAGAAUUAUAUAGUAUAUAAUUAUACUGCAGCUAGAUUGCAGAGAUGGAAGACAACAACCAUCUGAUCACAGAAAGAUUGGUUAAUGAAAUGGUAUGACUUGGCUGAAAUGGGUGCAUUAACUAUUUCCACCAGAGAAAAAGCAUCAAGUAGUAUUAAUAAGGAGUGGGAAAAGUUAAUUAUCUUUUUUGCAAAAACAACAGGGAGAAUUGUCAACAGUGGGGUUUGAUGUUGAGUAGAAUCAAUUAAGUUGUAAAAGUUUAUAUAAGAUGCCAUAGGAUACAGAAAUUAAGAGAUUGUAACAUAGCUGUUGGGAGGAAAGUUGGGAGUUAUUCUGGGGUUUUUUUUUGUCCCCUUUCAUUUUUGUAAUUUGUAUUUUUUCCCUUUUAUAUCAUUCAAGUAUAUGUAGUUUUAUUUAUAAAAUUAUAUAUAUUUUUAAAAGAAAUAGGGUGAGAUAUAUAUAUAUAUAUACACACACACACACACACACACACACACACACACACACUGUCUUGUCCCUUCUGAGGCCAGCGGUAUGGCAAACCUUAUUAACCAUGGCUGUGGAAUUCAAAUUCCGUUUAUGUAAGUGUAUAUAUAAUUCUUACUGUAUCAUUUUGGCUGAUAUAAUUCUGUAAAGCUGCUGCCAGAAGUAAUACCCCUGGGGCCUAACACUUUUCAUCCCAGUCCCAUCAGUGUUAUGAAUGCCUGUUUCUUCACACCAUUAGCCAAUUGCUAUUUGCAGAGGCAGCAAAUGCACAGUGUACUGACAUCAUGGCAUGGCCUAUGCAUCCUGUCUUUAUAACUGCGUGCUCAUCGCACCCCAAUCACUGCAUGCUUUACGGUGUUUGUGCAUAAUUCACUAUUUUGAAUGAAAAUAAAUAUGUUCUUAUGUGCCUUCAAGUCAUUUUCUGAGCUAUGGUGACCCAAAAGUGAAGCUAUCAUGAGAUUUUCUCGGCAAGGUUUAUUCAUAGGGUGUUUGCGGUUUGCGUUCCACAGAGGCUGAGAUAAUGUGAGAAAAGGCCACAAUUGGUUUGUUGGCAGUGCUAUAUUCAUUAUGCAAUAGUUGUAACUCAAACAUACUGAGAAGCAUGUAUUAUCUACAUAGGCAGCUUUAAAAGGUGGCAAGAGAGUUAGAGUAGCACACACUAGGCUUGUGUAUUUCUGGUGUAUUGCUAUCAUUUUCUGCUUGCCAGAUACCGGAAGCCCCCCAUAUCCAUUUUCAAGCACCUCUCAACAACGGGUGUGCUGCCGAAUGAGCGUUUUUGUUCCGCAUCUGAAAAAAAUGGAUAUGUUCAGUCCUUUGGCAGCAAUGGAGAACUUACAAGGAUCCUCUUUCCCCUGAGAGCCUUUUCUUUCUUCCCUUCAAGGGAGCCUGCGUGUCAGCAAUGGGGUUAAGAAAGCACCCUAUCUAGCCCAUUAUGGGAGGGGGGAUCCCCACAGGUGCCCCUUCCAUAUCCUUUAUUAAGACCUGGAUUUUAAAAAGCAUCAGAGUUAAAAUAUUGCUCUUUCUGGAUCCUUUACCUUUUGUUUGUAGAAGAGACCAGAUUUAAUGCUUCUUAAAUUUGUUUCUACUCUAGAGGAGAGGCAGGUGCACACUUUCUCUCAGCAGCAUCAACCAGCAUACCACAGCUUUCCAAGGCAUUUUAAGGAGGCCCAGGGAAGGAAGAGUGAUGACCUGUACUUCAGUGGAGCUAUCUAUCUUCCCUGGACUACCUUAAAAAUCCUCUCUGUUUUUUUCUACUGAAUGCUUGUAAUCUCCUUUCUGCUUGCUGGUUUUGCUUCCUUAAAACUGUUUCUACUUUCUACUCUAGAGGAGAGGUAGGCUUCUCUUUUUGUUUGCUGGGAUUACUAUUAUUAAUAAUAAUCAUUAUGUUUUAAAAGUAUUUUCUGAAGAAGAGGAGGGGAAGGAGAAAAAGAAGCUAAAAGAGUGACUCUCCAAACUCCCAAAUGUGUGCUCACCCCACCCACCUUCCCUCACGUCCCAACUCCCAGUCAGUCCCACUGAAUAAAAAGAAUCAGGAAAAUAAAGGAAAAUUAAAAAGAUUCAACUGUGGUGCCAAAUAGGAGAGGAGGAGCCAAAAUCGGCUCUUGCUUGUUUUCUUGUUGGGUGGGUUCUGGUACGAGGAGGGCCCUUACUGUUUUGAGCACACAUAACAAAACAGAUAAGCCGAAUGGCCAAAGGGACUGGCUAAAAAUGGAUUUGUGCACAUGUCUAGCACACACACACCUUUAUUUCAGAUCUUUGUAGAGAUUUGCGGAAACAUAUUUUAACUAUAUACAGUAUGUAUAAUACUCCAAAUCUCCACAAAAGUCAGAAAUAAAGAGACCAAGGAUGAAUAAUUACUAGUGAUACAAAAUUAGACAACAGGGGUGUGGUAAGUAGGCACACUAAAAGCAUCUGACUCAGCCUGUUAUUACCCCCAGAUCCAUGUAUGCAUUUUUCCACCUUUUCUUUCUUUGGGAAGGUGGAAUUCUUUUGUCUGUCCCUCCUUUGGGUUGAAAAUGCCAUCAAAUAUUUUCCAUGCCAAGGCUGUGAGAGAACUAACUGGUGAAAAAUGAAUGAGGUUGCUGUUUUAUAUAGUCUCUUCUACUUUUAAUCAUUUAAACUUUUCUGAAUAGCACAAAGGGGGAAUAUCUUGUGCUAUGAAAUUAUCUCCAUGAAGCCUUUCUCUUUCAGGGCUGGCAGUUGGCCAUAGCCCACUUUCUGAUAGGGAAAGUCUGAUCUUUGCCUCCAGACAAACCUAUUGUUCUGUAAGCUCACUAGGCUUAGCAUGCUUACAGAGACUGUGAGAUCUCAUGGCCUGAGCCUCCAAUUUGCACAAGUCAUCUCCAGGCAGGCGAAAAGUAGCCUCUGCUUUGUAUAAGGAUGAUUGGUGAACUUCCCUGUGCUGAUUUGCCAGCCUACAUGGUGAUUGGUGGGAUAGCAGGACAAUCUGCAUCCCACCGAUUUGCCACAGAGGCUGGCAAAUGUCCAGCUGGCAGCAACACUUCCCCAUCUCACGUGGGUAUGUGUUGCUGUGCAACUUUUCCCCAUGGUAGCCCUGUUGUUUCAAAUGAAACCCAGAGAGGUUCCCAUGUUGGUGGUGCAGCAUCCUACCAUGCUGCCACCCCAGUUGAGCAAUGGAGCCCUGCUGGAAGUGAGACUACGUCAUGUGAUGGGCAGCGUGGGGCUCGAUUGCUUAACUGGGGUGGCAGCAUCCUAAGAAGCUAAAAAUGGUCAUGUGAUGAGGUUGAAAAACUCUUGUUCAUCUGAAAUCAUAGAAUCGUAGACCUGAAAGAGGCCACAAGGGUAUCCAGCCCAACUCCCUGCCAUGAAGGAAUAUAUUAUUUAUUUAUUUAUUUAUUUCCAUCCUUUCUGUCCCGCCCUUCUCACCCGAAGGGACUCAGGGCGGCUUACAAAACUGGCCGAAUUCGAUGCCAAUAUACAACAAUACAAAAGAAUAAAAGAUAAGCAAUUAAAAACAGAUUUAAAAUAAUACAAAAUACUUGAGCCAUUCAUCCACAAAACCUUGUACAUAAACCUUAGUCCAGACUGAGUCGAAGCCAACGAAACUUAUUCUUUGAACGCUUGCUCGCAUAGCCAGGUCUUCACUUUCUUUCAAUAUACAAUCAACUUAUAGAGCAGCAGCUUAUUAUGUUUUCCAAAACUUAAUGGAAUUGUUACUGCAACUUGCAAAGACUCUCUGGGUUUAUGGGAUUGGGCUCCCAGUGAUUGUAGCACCAGGGCUUAUUUGCCACAUUGCUCUGCAUCCAUAGCCUGACUAGAAGCAAGCUUGAUUGCUUGUUCCUUCUUCCCUCUCCUUAUUUAGGCGAGAGUGCCUUAUUUGAGAUUUCUGUCUUAAUUUCAAAAAUGAAAAUUGAAUGAUUUAAUUAUUUUAGUCACCCUCCUCUGGACACUUUCAAUCUUGUCAACAUCUUCCUUCAUUUGCGGUGCCCAGAACUGAACACAUAUUCCAGGUGUGGUCUGACCAAGGCAGAAUAGAGGGGGUAGCACGACUUCCCUGGAUCUAGACACUAUACUCCUAUUUAUGCAGGUCAAAAUCCCAUUGGCUUUUUUUGCUGCCACAUCACAAUUGUGGCCUCAUGUUUUAGGCUUCCUUAGUAACACUUGAGUUUAACAUUUGUUUUGCCUGAGAUACUCCCACUUAUGAGGCAAAGUAUGCCCAACAAUGAAUGUCUUGGAGAAGGGAGGGUAAACAGAUACAGUAAUGCCAUUCCAUGGUGAAGUGAAGCCAUUCUACACUGGUAUCUGGUGGGCGAGGAGUGCUAAGACAUCACAGUGCUAUCACAAGCUUUCAGCUGUUGAUGAGCCUCUGAGAAACAUCUGUUUUUUCAUAGCAGCAAGAUCCACUCAUCUCCAUCUCCAAAGGAUACCUCUUCCUUCUUAAAGGUGUCUCAGAAGUGUUGACUUGGUAAAGAGGCUUCUUGCUUUGGGGAAACUGCAUCAAGGAGUGUGUCAGAGAGGUGAACAUCAAACAGGCCAUUUCAGCAGGAUCUAAGAAGAUCAAAAGAAUUGUGUAUGUUGAUACACGUCUUCAUAGUGAACUGCGAAAGCAAUAAGCCUGUUUGCAGAACAUUCUACCAGAGCUCUCCUUUCCCAGAACGGCAUCGAAGCUUGUUCCUGUUCUUCUCAAGACAAUGGGGGUGGAUGGUGAAAAUGCCAUUCUAAGGAAUAUUCUGGUUGGUUUCAACUUAAUGCUGCUUGGCUCCAUCUUUAGGCCCUUUGAGUGCCGCCUUGAAGUGAUGACAGAGAGAGUCAAAAGACAGGUGGCUGAUGAGGACGGCAACUUUGUCAACUACACAACACCUAUCAAAGAACAACCUAUGGUCUUCAGCCAUAUAUAUAACAUUAAUGUGCCUCUGGACAGCCUCUGUUCAACUUCACUAGAGGCUUCAUCUGGCACAGAGGUGAGUUCAGAAGACGACCGGAUGACAGAAUACACGGAGCAGACUUCUGACAGUGAGAGCCAGGUCACCUUUACGCACAGGAUUAACCUUCCCAAACAGACUUGCAAGUGUGUCGCCUCCUCCCGGGACAUGCAGGAGCUGCUGAGCAGAAUUGAGAUGCUGGAGAGGGAGGUGUCCAUACUCCGGGACCAAUGCAACUCCAAUUGCUGCCAAGACAAUGCAGCCACAGGGCAGCUGGAUUACUUCCCCCACUGCAGUGGCCAUGGAAACUUUAGCCUGGAAUCCUGUGGCUGCAUUUGCAAUGAAGGCUGGACUGGGAAGAACUGUUCAGAGCCGCUCUGCCCCAUAGGCUGCUCCAGCCGAGGCGUGUGUGUGGAUGGCCAAUGCAUCUGCGAUGGCGAUUAUAGUGGGGAGGAUUGCUCCGAGGCACGCUGCUCUACCGACUGCAGUUUCCGGGGACUCUGUGUGGACGGAGAAUGCAUCUGUGAAGAGGGCUUUGCUGGUGAAGACUGCAGUGAACUCAGAUGUCCUGCGGACUGCUCAGGGAAGGGAAAGUGUGCCAACGGGACUUGCAUCUGCCAGGAGGGGUAUGUGGGGGAAGACUGUGGGCAGCUGAGAUGCCUUAAUGCCUGCAGUGGACGUGGAUCCUGCCAGGAAGGCCUAUGCUCUUGUGAGGAGGGCUACCAGGGCCAAGACUGCUCAGCAGUUGCUCCACCUGAGAGUCUGCGUGUGGCUGCUAUCAGUGACCGGUCAAUUGACCUUGAAUGGGAUGGCCCAAUGGCAGUGACCGAAUAUGUGGUUUCCUACCAGCCAGCGGUGUCUGCAGGCCUGCAGCUCCAGCAACGCGUCCCUGGUGACUGGAGCGCUGUCAGUAUCAAGGAGUUGGAGCCAGGCCUGAUCUACAAUAUCAGCGUCUUUGCUGUUAUCAGCGAAGUGCUUAGUGUCCCUGUCAGCGUCAAAGUGGCCACACAACUGUCUACUCCAGAAGGGCUGAAGUUCAAAACAAUCACAGAGACCACCGUGGAGAUGCAGUGGAAGCCCUUUGCAUUCUCGUUUGACGGCUGGGAGAUCAGCUUCAUCCCCAAGGACAAUGAAGGGGGUGUAAUUGCACAGCUCCCUAGCAGUGUGACAACUUUCAACCAGACGGGGCUGAAACCAGGUGAGGAGUAUACAGUCAAUGUGGUAGCCCUCAAGGAACAAGCCCGAAGUCCACCUGCCUCAGCCAGUGUGUCAACACUCAUUGAUGGGCCGACCCAGAUUUUGGUGCGAGAUGUCUCAGAUACAGUGGCCUUUGUUGAAUGGACUCCACCUCGGGCCAAAGUUGACCACAUCCUUUUGAAGUACGGCCUAGAGAAUGGGGAAGGGGGAAAAACCACCUUCCGGCUCCAGCCUCCCCUGAGUCAGUAUUCCAUGCAGGCCCUGCGACCGGGUUCAAAAUAUGAAGUCUCUAUUGCUGCUGUCCGGGGCACUAAUGAAAGUACAGCUGUAUUCGCCCACUUUGUAACAGAAAUUGAUGCUCCCAAGAACUUGCAUGUAGUCUCUCGGAUGUCAGACCGCCUGGAACUUGAAUGGGACAACAGUGAGGCAGAGGUGAAGACCUUCAAGGUGGUGUACAGCACCCUGGCAGGCGAGCAGUACCAUGAGGUCUUGGUGCCGCGGAGUCCAGGCAUCACUACCAGAGUCACCCUCACAGAUCUGAUACCAGGAACAGAAUAUGGAGUUGGGAUUUCAGCUGUAAUGGAUGGAAAGCAAAGUGUUCCCGCUACUAUGAAUGCAAGGACCGAGCUCGACAGUCCUCAUGAUCUCAUAGUGACAGCAUCCACGGAGACAUCCAUUUCUGUGUCCUGGACGAAAGCCAAGGGCCCCAUUGAUCACUACCGAGUCACCUUCAUCCCUGCUUCGGGAAUGGCAUCUGAGGUUACCGUUGCCAAGGACCAGUCUGAGUUUACAUUGUCAGACUUGGAACCCGGGACUGAGUACACUAUCUCUGUCAUUGCUGAGAGAGGCCGUCAGCAGAGCCUUGAGGUCACAGUGGAUGCCUUUACAGGGUUCCGACCCAUCACACAGCUUCACUUUUCUCAUGUGACUUCCUCCAGUGUGAACAUCACUUGGAGUGAUCCCUCCCCUCCAGCAGAUAAACUCAUACUGAACUACAGUCCCAGAGACAAAGAGGAAACCAAACAAGUGAUGCUGGAUCCGACCAAGAGACAUGCUGCCUUGACUGGCCUGCAACCCUCCACAGAAUACAUGGUCUCCUUGGUGGCUGUGCAUGGCCCCAUCAGCUCUGAGCCCAUUAUUGGCUCCAUCGUAACAGGAAUUGAUCCACCUAGAAACCUGACUAUUGAUAAUGUGACGACAGAUUCUGUGACUUUCCACUGGGCCCCUCCUAUUGCAUCCUUUGACCACUAUAGGAUAGCCUGUAAAUCUGCUGAAGGACGAGUGGACAGCAUAGUUGUUGCCAAAGGUGUCACCGAGUACACACUCAGCCACCUACAGCCGGCUACUGAGUAUGAGAUCUUUCUGAAGACUGUGCGGGGCAGAGAGGAAAGCGAACCUCUUUCACACAUCAUGUAUACAGCUAUGGAUAAUCCAGAGAGUUUGACUGCCACAAACAUUACCCCAACAGAAGCCCUGCUGAAGUGGGAAAUACCCACUGCUGAAGUGGAGAAUUAUGUCAUUGUGCUCACACAUGACACAGUUGCAGGAGAGACUAUCUUAGUGGAUGGUAGCAAUCAAGAAUACCAGCUAAUCAACUUGCUCCCAAGUACCAGCUAUGGAGUCACCAUGUAUGCUACUAAUGGGCCUGUCACCAGCAGAACCAUCUUCACGAACUUUACCACUCUUUUAGAUCCUCCAUCAAAUCUAACAGCAACUGAAGUGACUCGACGGAGUGCACUCCUUUCAUGGCUGCCUCCCAUGGCUGAGAUUGAGAACUAUAUCAUGACCUAUCGGACACCUGAUGGAAGCCGUAAGGAGCUGAUUGUGGAUGCCGAGGACACUUGGAUCCGCCUAGAAGGGCUUUCAGAAAACACCGAGUACACAGUGCGCCUCCAAGCAGCCCAGAAUGCUGUAAGGAGUGGGUUCACCUCCACCAUAUUCACAACAGGAGGCCGUGUGUUUAUGAAUCCUCAGGACUGUGCCCAGCAUUUGAUGAAUGGUGACACAUUGAGUGGUAUUUAUACUAUCUCCCUGAACAGCGACCUCAACCAGAGAAUACAAGUGUACUGUGAUAUGAACACGGAUGCUGGUGGAUGGAUUGUGUUCCAGAGGCGACAGAAUGGGCUGACAGAUUUCUUUCGGAAGUGGGCAGAGUAUCGCACUGGCUUUGGAAACCUAGAGGAUGAGUUCUGGCUGGGACUAGAUAACAUGCACAAGAUCACUUCACAAGGACGCUACGAACUGCGGAUAGAUAUGCGAGAUGGCCAGGAAACAGCCUACGCCUAUUAUGACAAGUUCUCUAUUGGAGAUGCCAGGAGCCUGUACAAGCUCCGGAUAGGAGACUACAAUGGCACUGCUGGGGAUUCACUCACCUAUCAUCAGGGGCGUCCAUUUUCCACCAAAGACAGGGAUAAUGAUGUUGCUGUUACAAACUGCGCCAUGUCAUACAAAGGAGCCUGGUGGUACAAGAACUGCCACCGGACUAAUCUCAACGGCAAAUAUGGAGAAUCCCGACACAGCCAGGGCAUUAACUGGUAUCACUGGAAAGGACAUGAAUUCUCCAUUCCCUUUGUGGAAAUGAAGAUGCGGCCCUACAACCAUCGCAACACCUUGGGAAGGAAACGGAGGUCUAUGCAGCAGUGAAGCGGAAGGAACGCCCUCUGGACAAGGAGUCCUUUCCUGUCAUUUGUUUGUAUUUUAUAAUAUGAAAAGGAAAGAACCAGAGUAAUUCUGAAGUAGAAGCCUGCUCCAUAUUGAGUGGCUGAGGGGAAGCCAUGAUGCCCCGAGGGCUGGCUCACUUUUCUGAGUGAACAACCUUGAUGCUUUGCUAUCAUUCCCAAGUGACUUUAUUGAGUUCUGCCCAGCCCCACUUUCAUACAAGAAGAGUCACCUUGUAUUUUUAUUCCCUCCUGAGGCUGUUACAAAAUGGCCUUGUUUAAGGUUUUCUUCUUAACCCAAAUUCCGUUGUAGGUGCUUCCUUUCACAGGCCAGCCAACUUGCCGAAAGGUACUAAAAGGAAGCUCCCAGAGUUAUUGUUGCUCAUGUAGCUGCUACACAAACCGAGUGAUGGCUUCAUACUGAUACCUGCCUGUUAAUUCAGCCAAUGCUCAUCAGCCAGGAAGGGGAUCCCAAAUAUGUAUGCGUGUUUAAACCACUUUCAGAGGUCAUACAAGCAUAUCCAUGUUAAGGCCUCUCAGUUGGCUACCCUAAUACAUGUGAGAGGAACCCAUUCUUUCCAAUGCAAGAAUCCAUGUCCUUUCAUGCCCUCCCCACAUCUCAAAGUAAUAUUCUACCCAAGUGAUAUGCACAGGAACAAAUGGAAACAAAGCAAAUUAUCCUUAAAAAGUAGCUCUAUGUGUAAAGGCCUCAUUCCAAUAUUCCCAUCACUCACAAUUUCCAAAGCAUUCCAAAAUAGGUUUCCACAUAGAUUUAAUUCAUAUCAGUGUUAUUUUUAACCUUUGCUUCUGAAAAGGUUUACGUGAGAAAUAGAAUCUUCAAAGAGUUCACAUCUAUACUCCGCAACUGUCCAUUUGUGAAAAUACCUCAACCCAAUUUACCUACCCUUUUGGAGACAGUUUUAUAUAGCAGUUGCUUCUUGUUGUAUAGGUAGGUACAAGGGCUGUGCAAAAUUAUCGUUAGUCCUCGUAAUUCGGUUCAAAUUUGUUAAAUUCAUACUUACGACACAAUAUCCGACAUGUGGGCAUGACCCGUACCAAAAACUUUAGAAUCAAAACUCACCAAAUACUUUUUCAUUUGAAUUGUGUAAACCUCAGAAGCCUCCCAAAGUCAGUUUCAUUUUCAAUGCAAGUAAGCAAAGCAAAGCCAAAAAGGUUGCUAUUCCUCAUUAAAUUAAUGGUCUCUCGCCAAUAGAAGAGGGAAGCAGCAGGGAGAAAGUAGAGUUCACUGGAAAGCACAGAAUUCUGGGAAAUGUAGUUUGGGAAGGCGAGGAGCCUUAUGGCAGCAAAUUCAAAAGACCCUGCCCUAAACUACAUUUCCCAGAAUUCUGCUCAGCAUUGGAAAGCCCCAAUCAGGAGAAGGGAGAGAUUUGUCCCUCCGUAGCAGCAGCCAGCCAGAGAUCCAAUAAAUUGUUGAAUCUGCAAAGAGGAGGAUUGACUGAUACUUGUAAGUAAAUCUCUGUGCUAGGCUAGGAAGAAAUCCCCAAAUGGAAGUCCUAUUGGUUAAUAUGACAAAUAGCUGUUGUGGCUUUUUUAAAACAUUUUUGUCAAAACUUUUUUUUUAAUCCCUAAAAUCAGUAGAUGUAUGAAUUUUCUGAAAGUUGGGGGAAUGAUCCCGUUAUCUUGUGUCAUUGUAUACAAAAUUCAAGGAGAUAACUCUUGUAGUUUUUUUUAAUGUUGUUUAUAAAAAAAAAUUGAAAAUUCCCCAAAAUUCCAUGGAUAAGUGAAACACUCUGAAACUUGAUGGGCAAAGGAUGAUGAAUGUGCUCUACCAUUUCAGCAAGUUUCACUCCAAUAGCUGUAAAAAUGAGGAAGAAAGAAGCGCCUGAAAUUUCCCCACUUGCGCAAUUACUAUAACAAAAAAGUAACGAAAUUUUGUUACUCUCGUUAUAGUAAUGAAAUUUUCACUAAUGAUACUUUAGAAACACUUUAGAAAUGAAACAGUGACACUGCCUAAUUUUGCAAUGAGUUUUGAAACAUUUUUUGCGUCGAUCGCACAGCCCUAGUAGGCACCACAUUGGAGCUGGAGAGAAACCUGGGGCCUACUCACAGCACAUAAUUAUAGUGCUGUUAUUCCAUUUUCGGGUAGUAAUGUGGGACUCAAGUUCAAAUCCCUGCACAACCAUGGAAACCCAGUGGGUGACCUUGAGCAAGUCAUUCUCAGCCUCAUAGGGAAGCAAAGGCAAAUCCUGUCUGAACACAUCUCCCCCUCCCCCCCUCGAAAAAAACUCAUAAGAGGAACACAUCAACAAUAAAUGCAACUACAGUAGAGUCUCACUUAUCCAACGUUCUGGAUUAUCCAAUGCAUUUUUGUAGUCAAUGUUUUCAAUAUAUCGUGAUAUUUUGUUGCUAAAUUCGUAAAUACAGUAAUUACUACAUAGCAUUAAUGUGUAAUGAACUACUUUUUCUGUCAAAUUUGUUGUAUAACAUAUUUUGGUGCUUAAUUUGUAAAAUCAUAACCUAU